Molecule: messenger RNA, 834 nt
Organism: Canariomyces notabilis
Lineage: Eukaryota; Fungi; Ascomycota; Sordariomycetes; Sordariales; Chaetomiaceae
Product: kinase-like protein
Exons: 3
Coding region: 1-834 (277 amino acids)
Biological process (GO): mitotic spindle organization; protein phosphorylation; regulation of cytokinesis
Cellular component (GO): chromosome passenger complex; spindle microtubule; spindle pole centrosome
Molecular function (GO): protein kinase activity; ATP binding
Source: RefSeq, a predicted model, not a curated record
AUGCAGAACACACUUGACGCCAUACGCGGCAAAAAGCUCCACCUUAGUAACUUCAAAAUAAGGCACAAGGUUGGAAAGGGCUCGUAUGGGACAGUCUUCGCAGCCCGGCACCGCCAAUCUGGUGCUGUUUGCGCCAUCAAGACAAUAAACAAGGCGAGACUCCGGACUCGGGGAGCAGAGGAUCUUGUGAAACGCGAGGUGGACAUUCACAGCCAACUUCGUUACCGAGGAAUCUUGGAACUUUACACCUGGUUCGAGGAUUCAUACAACUACUUCCUCGUAAUGGAGUAUGCCCCCGGCGGUGAGCUGCUCAGAGCCCUGCGGCAGGAAGGCCCAUUCUGCGAACGACGGGCAGCCAACUACUCGGCCCAAAUAGCUGCGGCGUUGCAGUACUUGCACAGCAAGGAUGUCAUCCAUCGGGAUCUCAAGCUCGAGAACGUCCUGCUGCAGGCGAACGGGAAGCUGAUGCUGGCCGACUUUGGCCUCAGCGUGAGCUUGCCGCCGGGCACUCAACUGUAUGACAGCUGUGGCACCCUGGACUACAGGGCUCCCGAGGCACUGGGAGGGCAGGGCUACUCGCGGGAGAUCGACAUGUGGGCCCUCGGUGUCAUGACGUACGAGUUCCUUACGGGUCGGCUCCCAUUCUACAGCGAGGAUGACGCGGUCGUCAGGGAGAGAAUAGUGAAGGCGGAUAUCACGCCUCUCCCGACGUCAGUGUCUUACCUUGCCAGGGAGUACGUGCAUUCGUUGCUCGAGCUAGAUCCAUGCUGGCGACUUUCAUGUAAUGAGGCGCUUCUCGAUCCCUGGAUUCUAGAGCACUGCCAACGGUGUUAG